CCUGCCGGGAGGAGGAGGGGCAUUGCGUUACGUUGUAAGAUGGCGGCGUGGUUACGGCGAUGCUCGCUGCUGGGCAGCUUCGGCGGAGUGGCGGGUCGGACAGUUACCAAAAGGUGCCUGUUGUCUGCAGCUUAUUGGGAUAGUACAAAAUGGGACCAGAGAAAGAAAGAUCCUCAAAGCUUAGCGGAAUUAGCUGCACAAAUGGACUUGACAUACGAAAAGAAACUUCCUGUCAGCUCUUUAACUGUGUCACGGUUUGUUGACAACAUUUCUACGAGAGAAGAGAUUGACCAGGCUGAAUAUUAUCUUUACAAAUUUCGACAUAGUCCAAACUGCUGGUACCUCCGAGACUGGACCAUUCACAGCUGGAUUCGACAGUGUCUGAAAUACAAUGCUAGGGACAAGGCCUUGCACACCUUGAGAAAUAAGGUGCAAUAUGGAAUUUUUCUAGAUAACUUCACAGCAAAUAUACUAAUGGAUUCUUUCAUCAAAGAAGACGACUAUUCAAAUGCCCUAGUUGUUGGCAAUGAACUGAUGCUCCAGGAAACGUUUGAUGACAAUUGUACACAGCUUCUUUGCCUCUAUGUUCUACAUAAAUAUCUGCACAGUAAACCAGAACUGAAGUGGGAAGAUGAACGAAAUUUAGGUGCAUCAUUAUUUUUGCUUGGACUGAAACAGAACAACACAGUUGGUUUGAGCUCUCGCCUUCUGGGUCUUGCAUUUCUUGGGAAAAUUGAAGUAUAUAAAGGAAUCCGUGCGGUUUAUACCAAAAUGCCCCUGAUCUGGACCCCUGGAUACUUGAAUCGAGCUCUAAAUGUGAUGGAGGACAUGAAGAAAUCAUCAGAUGGAACAAAGCUUUGUAAAGAAGCGGUGGAUACCAUGGCAACCAUAUUGGAGACAGCAGCAUUAGAGACCAGUGAAUCCACCGUGACAGAAGAAUCAGAGGAAACAAAGCAAGAAGAUGAACUUACUGAGGAGGAUCAUAUUGAAAGAUCAAAUCUUGCAGGCUAUUUGAACCAAUUUAAGGAUCUAUAUGUGGAGCUAGAGACUCUUGGAAAGUUUGAAGCCGAAACUCUAUUGACACAGACAGACAAACUCGUCAAAGAAAAUCUUGCAUCAUCUGAAGCUGAUGAGAUCCUUAAUUAUGAGAAGAAGCUUGAAAAAUGGGAGGAAGAACGCGCUGGAUUGAUUCAGCGUGAAAUAGAAUUGAGGGAGAAAGCUCGUCAAGAAAGAGAAGCCAGACUGGCAGCAAAAGCUGCAAACUAAACCUUUUUAUACUCCUCUUUCUCACCCCCACACCCUCUGGACCUUCAGUGGUUUUUUUUUUAUUACUGGAAAAAAAAAGAUUUAUUAAUUAAGUGAAUUCUGAUGAAAACGAUACAACAAUUUAUUCAUAGGACAUUUACUCAGUAUCAGAUCAGAUUCAGAUCAGAUCAGAUUCAGAUUCAACUUUAAUUGUCAUUGUCAGUGUACAGUACAGAGACAACGAAAUGCAGUUAGCAUCUCCCUGGAAGAGCGACAUAGAAUAUGACAAUAAAUACAU
Molecule: messenger RNA, 1543 nt
Organism: Amblyraja radiata (thorny skate)
Lineage: Eukaryota; Metazoa; Chordata; Chondrichthyes; Rajiformes; Rajidae
Gene: mrps27
Product: mitochondrial ribosomal protein S27
Exons: 11
Coding region: 40-1266 (408 amino acids)
Cellular component (GO): mitochondrion
Source: RefSeq, a predicted model, not a curated record